AUGUCCACCGAAUACGAGAAAAUAUACUUGAACCAGUCCAAGCAGGCGGGCAGAAUGCGUAUUGCCGACUCGGGGCUCGGCUGGAAGGCCCAGGCGGUUCCUGGGGCCACGGCGAAGUCGAAUCCGUUUCUUCUGCCCAGCGAGGAGAUCUCCAGUGCCCAUUGGUCUAGAGGCUCGCGUGGAUGGGAAUUGCGCAUAGACACCAAGAACAAGGGCGUUGUGAUGCUGGAUGGGUUUGAUCAGCAGGAUCUGAACGGUCUCAAGAACGAAUUGCAGAGAAAUUUCAGUGUUCCUUUGGAAGUGAGAGAACACUCAUUGCGUGGAUGGAACUGGGGAAAGACCCAGCUGACCAGAAACGAGCUCACUUUCAACAUCAACAAUAGACCGGCGUUUGAGAUCCCGUACUCGGAUAUCACCAAUACGAAUUUGAGCAGAAAGAACGAAAUCACUGUUGAGUUGAACUCGACAGAGCAAACAGACCCUGAAAGGACCGGAGACGAGCUUGUGGAGAUGAAACUGUACAUUCCGGGCACUGUGGAGGCCGAUGAGGAUGAAGGUGAAGAAGAAGACAAGGAGGAAGCUCCAGAACAAAAAUCGUUGGCCCAAAUCUUCAGCGAUCAACUCAAGGAGAAAGCAGACAUCGGACAGGUCACCGGCGAGGCAAUCGUGUCAUUCGAGGAGAUUUUGUUCCUCACGCCAAGAGGUCGUUACGACGUGGACUUCUACGACACUUUCAUGCGUCUUCGUGGAAAAACUUACGACUACAAGCUGCAAUACUCCCAAAUCCAGAGAAUCUUUUCUUUGCCUAAACUAUAUCAAUUGAACCACCUGAUUGUGCUUCAAGUUGACCCUCCAUUAAGACAGGGGCAAACCAGAUACUCGUUCUUGACAGUCCAGGUCUCGUCUGAAGAGGAGAUCGAGGUGGACUUGAACUUGGACGACGAGGAGUACGAAAGCACCUACAAAGAAAGACUCAACAAAACGUACAAUAACAACACAUAUAUGGUUUUAUCGAGCAUUCUGAAGGGAUUUACCGAAAGACGUGUUGUUGUGCCGGGCAGCUUCCUGUCGAAGGACUCGCAGGUUGCCAUUUCUUGCUCGUUGAAGGCCAACGAGGGACAAUUGUAUCCAUUAGAAAAAUGUUUGCUGUUUGUCACCAAGCCGACGGUUCUUAUUCCGUACUCAGAGGUGACUAACAUUGUGUUUUCCAGAAUCGGUUCUGGCACCGGCGCGUCGAGAACCUUCGACAUGGAGGUGAAUAUGAGAAACGGAGCACGCUCGCACAGUUUUGGAAACAUGGACAGAGGAGAGCAAACGUUGCUUGAAAAUUUCUUGAAGAGCAAGAACGUUAAGGUCAGAAACGACGAGAAGGUUGCGCAGGAGAUGCUUGCCAAUGCAAUGGCCGAUUCCGACGGAGAUAGCGAUAUGGACAUGGGUUCUGCAGACGACGACGAGUCGCCUGACGAGGACUUUGACGGCGGCGACGCGUCCGACGACGACGUGGCCGAGGAGUUCGACUCCGACGCCAGCGGCAGCGGCAGCGAAGACUCGGAGGACGACGAGCCUCAAAAGAAGAAACCUAAAAACGAGUAA
Ogataea philodendri is the source of this 1593-nucleotide messenger RNA. RefSeq lists its product as uncharacterized. The transcript has a single exon. Gene Ontology annotation, cellular component: FACT complex; nucleus. Gene Ontology annotation, molecular function: DNA binding; histone binding; nucleosome binding. The record is from RefSeq and is a predicted model, not a curated record. Bases 1 to 1593 code for a protein of 530 amino acids. Lineage: Eukaryota; Fungi; Ascomycota; Pichiomycetes; Pichiales; Pichiaceae.